AGAAAGAGCUAUUAAAGGAGGAGAAGUAGUACUAGAGCUCUAUGAGCAAAGUUUGUUUGGGAUUAGAAAAAAAUUCCAAAAACUAACUAGCAGGAGUGAGUUCCAAAGCCAGGUUGUGCAAUGGGGAGAAGAAAGAUUGAGAUCAAGCGGAUUGAGAACAAUACAAAACGCCAAGUCUCCUUCUGCAAGAGGAGAAAUGGACUCUUAAAGAAAGCUUGUGAACUUUCUGUCCUGUGCGACGCAGAGGUGGCUCUUCUCAUCUUCUCCAGUCGUGGACGGCUUUAUGAGUAUGCAAACAACAGUACAAAAUCAACCAUUGAAAGGUACAAGAAUGCAUGCUUGGACAGCGCAGAAUCAAGCUCUAUUGCAGAAACAAAUACUCAAGUAAAUGAAUACUAUCAACAAGAAUCUGCAAAACUAAGGCUACUAAUCCAAAAUAUGCAGGAUUCUAACAGGCACUUACUGGGUGAGGAAGUGAGUUCUCUAAAUAGCAAAGAUCAGGAGCAAUUAGAGAGCAAGAUUGUACAAGGUCUCAUUAAAAUCAAGUCAAAGAAGGUGAUAGAGCUCGAAAAUGAAAAUGCUUAUCUUCAAGCAAAGGUAGCAGAAGUUGAAAGGCUUAAGCAAGCAAAUUCAAAUAUGUCUGUACAAGAUCUCAAUGCAUUUCAGGCAUUAUCUCUCAAUUCAUUUACUCCAAUUACAGUUGAGGAUAGCACUUCCUACUCACAGCCAGAACAAAACAUACUUCGUCUAGGGUAAAUUGUUCAACUACAAUUAUGCAAGUGGGGUCUUAGAUAAUGCCUAAAUAAAGAUCUCAUUGUCUACUUUCUCAUUAAGUUAUAUCGUAUUGAAUCACUUUGGCUUGUUUUUAUGUAGCAUCCAACAUUUCUUUCUAUGAGGUCAUCUUGUACUGGCACUUAUCUCUGCCUAGUAGUAUAUAAGAUAUUGGUGUGCUUUUAUUAAGGAGUAUAAUAUGAAUGGCUAGAUUAAUGCCAAGCGUAUUUACUAUGGUUUA
Quercus robur (English oak) is the source of this 1012-nucleotide messenger RNA. Its product is annotated as agamous-like MADS-box protein AGL11. The transcript is spliced from 8 exons. Gene Ontology annotation, cellular component: nucleus. Gene Ontology annotation, molecular function: RNA polymerase II cis-regulatory region sequence-specific DNA binding; protein dimerization activity; DNA-binding transcription factor activity, RNA polymerase II-specific. NCBI's taxonomy places the organism in Eukaryota, Viridiplantae, Streptophyta, Magnoliopsida, Fagales, Fagaceae. The record is from RefSeq and is a predicted model, not a curated record. The coding region runs from base 121 to 756 and encodes 211 amino acids. Gene Ontology annotation, biological process: positive regulation of transcription by RNA polymerase II.